Molecule: messenger RNA, 2782 nt
Organism: Nannospalax galili (Upper Galilee mountains blind mole rat)
Lineage: Eukaryota; Metazoa; Chordata; Mammalia; Rodentia; Spalacidae
Gene: Tp53i11
Product: tumor protein p53 inducible protein 11
Exons: 8
Coding region: 341-955 (204 amino acids)
Source: RefSeq, a predicted model, not a curated record
CACCAGACUCGGGUGAGCCGGCUGGCGCAAGAGUCCGGCCGCCCUGCCCUGCCCUGCCCGCAGUUCCCUGCGCGGCGGCGCGAUGUGAGGCUCCCGGGACCUGAGCGUCGGCCGGGCUCCCCAGCUCCGCUAGCGCGGCGUCUCGCGCUCUAGGAACAUUCUGAAGACUGAAGACAGGUCAGGAAUCAGGCACCAACCCAUCUCAGUCUCCAGCACCCAGUGCAUUGCCUGGCUCACAGCGAGGAAACUGAGGCAGCUGGUGCUCCAUCUGCUUUCAGACCCUGCCUGCACACUUCUCGCCCUACACUGGGACCUGGGGUCUGGAAGUCCAGCAGGAACAAUGACUGAGGCCAGUGUCUCCCCAUGUCCCUCAGCAGAGGGCAGCAUGGCGGCCAAGCAGCCCCCUCCACUCAUGAAGAAGCACAGCCAGACUGACCUUGUGAGCCGCCUGAAGACCCGGAAGAUCCUGGGUGUGGGCGGGGAGGAUGACGACGGGGAAGUGCACCGCUCUAAGAUCAGCCAGGUCUUGGGCAAUGAGAUCAAGUUCGCUGUGCGGGAGCCCCUGGGGCUCAGGGUCUGGCAGUUUCUUUCUGCAGUGCUGUUCUCUGGUGUGGCCAUCUUGGCCCUUGCACUCCCGGACCAGUUGUAUGAUGCAGUCUUUGAUGGGGCUGAGGUCACCAGCAAGACUCCCAUCCGCCUCUACGGUGGCGCCCUCCUGAGCAUCUCUCUGAUCAUGUGGAAUGCGCUCUACACAGCUGAGAAGGUCAUCAUCCGCUGGACUCUGCUCACUGAGGCCUGCUACUUUGGGGUACAGUCUUUGGUAGUCACUGCCUCGCUUGCUGAGACAGGUCCCCUGUCCCUGGGGACCCUCCUGCUCCUGGCCAGCCGUCUCCUCUUUGUCGCCAUCAGCGUCUACUACUAUUACCAAGUCGGCCGGAAACCCAAGAAAGUGUAGCAGGCUGGAUCUGCCUGGGCCUCGACCUGGGCCAGGGUGGCUGGGGGCUUUAGUCCCUGUGGGCGCCAGGCAGGCAGGGUACACACACCUUCCUUCCCUCCCGGGCACUCCCUGGAGGCAGCUGGGACCUCCUGAGUUUCUAAGAGUGACAAGUCAGGUCUGGGCCUCUGUAUCCCAUCCUUUAUCCCACACAGGAAUGCCCCCUUGUCCUGGCUUUCUUGGCUUGCAGACCCUGACAGAUAUUGCUGGGAGUGGAGUGCUGGGGUAUGGGCUGAGUUCAGGCCAGCCUUUCUGCCAGGAGACCCCUAGCCUCAACCUAGCAGUGGGUCUUAGCGUCUCUAUCCAGAAACCUGAGAACUGAGGCUCCUCACGUGUGGGACCCUCAUACCACACAGACACACACACAGACACACACACACGCACACACAUUGUUUCCAUAGGCCACCACGAAAGCUAUUUUCAAGUGGGUGUCUCGCUUGGACUCUGGCUCCCACCCAGGGAUGCCCACCUGGACCCUCUCUUCGGUCUGCUGUAGGGCACUCUGGUACUAUAGCUGCCUGUACCCUGGGGUCCCAGAGUCCCUCCCCCACAGGCUAGGCUGAGAAGCCACAGACCCCUGACAGGUUGCUAGCUGGGUGUAGGCGCCCUGUGUGUGAGGGUUUUGAGGGGAAGCAGAGCAGGGGCAUUUUCUUCACAAGGUGUCUAAGGCUGAUGUCCACCUGGCUCAGUGCCUCUCCAAGAACCCUCCAGGAGCUGCUCAGAGGCCUCCUUUGUAGAACGUGCAGCCCCUCAAACAACAUGGGAAGCAAACAGAAGUGGCCUAGCUCCUCAGUACCCUGACAGUGGGCACCAAGACUGAAAAUACCCCGUGGUGUCACCAGUCUAUGUGGCCCCUCCUCUUGGUCCUGGCUCCCAGCAGCAUCCUUCCCCUUAGCAGCAACCACAUGAGGAGAGGUGGCUUGAAGCCCAGCUCCUUCCUGUCUGCAGUGGGAAGGUCCCAGGUGCCUGGGGACCCUUCCUCCAUCACAUCUGGGCUUACUGCUCUCCCUAGCAUCAGCUGACUCUAGUCAAAUGCUCCUGUGACAAUGGCCUGUGGCCAGCAGAGGGAGCUCGGCAGAGGUCUCAGUGGAGGGCAGGCCCAGUGGGAGCCUAGGUUGCUGCUGUAAAAGGGCCUGGCAGGGGUGGGGAGACUUGCUCUCUCAAGGAGGGCCCAGUUAUCUGCUGGGCUUCUGCCUCCUGCCACUGGCUUUGCACCCAUCCCUAGAGUUCCACUUCUUGCCUGCCGUGGAUUCCUGGGCAGAUAUAACUGCUGCCCGCUCUCAGCACAGCCUCAGCCACUAAGACCUACUGGCUCCAUUCUCAGCCCUGUGGGGAUAGAUCCUUCUGGAUCCUCUGUGAAUGCAGAUAAAGUCCCAAGGGAGGUAGUCAGGGAAGCAGAAAGCACUAGCUGUGCUCUGUGGGACAUUGCCAGUCUUCCUCUGAGCAAGAGGAGGUGGCAGACCUGCCCUGGAUGUGGUGGCCAGGUCAUGCUGGUUAAACUACAGUGAUACCUGUGCGUGGGGUAGGGCCAAGGUCAGACAAGGGCUGGCAAACCGACCUGUGGCCUGGGGAAGACAUUAAGGUUGGAAGGAGGCAGUGACUUAGACAGGAACUCCAUCCUGCAUCCGAGCUCGAGGUGCCCUGGCUGCCCCUCCCAGCUCCCCUAGUCAUGCUUCUGCCUUGGCCCUAGCCCUCAACCCCAUCAGCACCACCUCUAUCACGGUCACUAUUUAUUCUUCAUUCCUCUUCUUUUUGUAAGAAACAGUCACAAAAAACAGUGCAAAACAA